Messenger RNA from Colletes gigas, 1683 nucleotides. It is a transcript of the gene prtp, whose product is annotated as thioredoxin domain-containing protein 5. The transcript has 5 exons. Gene Ontology annotation, cellular component: endoplasmic reticulum. Gene Ontology annotation, molecular function: protein disulfide isomerase activity. Bases 262 to 1446 code for a protein of 394 amino acids. The record is from RefSeq and is a predicted model, not a curated record. Gene Ontology annotation, biological process: protein folding. Lineage: Eukaryota; Metazoa; Arthropoda; Insecta; Hymenoptera; Colletidae.
GAUCAGUGUGAAGCGGAAGGAAUUGUUAAAUUAUCAUAGCAUAGCAACGAAGAAUUUUCUGUUUCGGUUUGAAGAGUGUAAAAUUUGGAAUUUCCGAAAAUACAUUGCAGCAUUUAGAUCUCUAACUUUCCUACCUCGAAUUUAAAACAAUCAUGAUAUAAAGCUUAAAUUUUUAAAAGUACUCGUCACUGCCUUUGAUAAGGAUACGAUAUUUACUUAAAAUAUUUGAUUAGCUAGUCAAGCAUUAAUUUAUUCACUGUUAUGACUAUAUUUUUAACUUCUACCAUGUUAAAAAAACAUGUUCUUUUAUUUAUAUUUAUGCUGAGUCAAGUUAACAGUGAAGAAGAAGAAGAACAUGUACACACAACACAAUAUAACAAAGACAAUUUUUCGGAAGAGAUCAAGAACAAGAAUCAUUUUAUUAUGUUCUAUGCACCAUGGUGUGGACAUUGCCAAAGGCUUGAACCUACUUGGGAGCAAUUAGCAGAAAUGACAAAUAAAGAAGAUAAUAUAAAGAUUGCUAAAGUUGAUUGUACUACAGACAAUAGUUUAUGUAGUGUGCAUGAUGUUACUGGCUAUCCUACGCUGAAAUUUUUUAAAGCUGGUGAAACUGAAGGCACUAAAUUCAGAGGUACAAGAGAUCUGCCAUCUCUAAUUUCAUUUUUGAAUGAUCAAGCAGGCAUUAACAUCGGGAGUGCAGAUGUUGCACCAUCACCUCCAGAGGCAGUAAAUGGUCUACUAGAGUUGACAGAGAACACAUUUGAUAAGCAUGUUUCUACUGGUUAUCAUUUUGUAAAGUUUUAUGCACCCAGUUGUGGUCAUUGUCAGAAAUUAGCUCCUGCAUGGGAAGAAUUAGCUAACAGCCUACGUAACAAUAAUGAUGUUUCCAUUUCAAGAGUAGAUUGUACACAGCACCGUGGUGUUUGUGCACAAUAUGCUAUUAAAGGAUAUCCAACAUUGCUCUGGAUAGAAGAUGGAAAGAAGGUGGAUAAAUAUCAAGGACAACGUACUCACGAGGAGUUAAAAGCUUAUGUAUCAAAAAUGCUUGGAAAGGAUAAUGACCAAGCAAAUGUUAAGACUGAUAACUCUGACAAUAUGCUGCACACUGUACUCAGUUUAACUGGCGAGAGCUUUAAACAUGGUAUUGAAAACGGCAUAUCAUUCGUUAAAUUUUUUGCGCCUUGGUGCGGACACUGUAAACGUUUGGCGCCUAUUUGGGAAGAUCUUGGGAAAAAGUUCUUCGACAACGAGAACGUAAAUAUAAUUAAGAUAGACUGUACACUCGACGCGAGCAAAGAAUUGUGCAAUGAACAAGAAGUAGAUGGUUUUCCAUCUCUGUAUUUAUACCGCGAUGGGCACAAGAUUUCCGAGUACAAUGACGCCCGUAAUUUGGAUGAUUUGUACGAGUUUGUAGCAAGUCAUCUACAGCCGCAUGAUGAACUGUGAUUAUAUAUCUUUCUUAUACAAAAUUUAAUCCCGAAAAGGAUAGCGAUAAUUUAAGCUGUUUUUUAAAACAUUAAUGUGUAAUACUUAAUUUAAUUAUAUAUGAAUGUACGUAGCAUAACACGAAGGAACCCAAAAACAUCCAAGUCAUAUAUUUUUCAUUUUUGUAUAAAAUAUCAAAACAAAACUACUAUAAAAUUAUUAUACAUAAAUUCUAAGAAUCAUUAUAUUUUUGCGUGA